This is a messenger RNA of Soboliphyme baturini, 528 nucleotides long. NCBI's taxonomy places the organism in Eukaryota, Metazoa, Nematoda, Enoplea, Dioctophymatida, Soboliphymatidae. The record is from the annotation of a GenBank genome assembly.
AUGCACGGCGAUGUUGUUCCGUCCGUCACUGCUGAGCAACUGUUAGCGCGCGAAAGUUACUUCGAUGUGGCAUGGACCGGUGAAAAGCAAACUGGAUGUACCAGCCGAUCAGUGUCCUACAGUACGGGGGCUGGCGACGGUCGCGAGAGGUUUGUGGCCAGCUCGUCGCCGGCCGGUGUCCUGGUUUGGUGCUCUCGUAGGACCCGAUGGCAAACGAUGUGGUGGAGCGGCAGCACUUUUUUUACGUUGAAGAGUUUAACAGAAUUUCUUCAUGGUUCAUUCACUGGAAAGGAUUUCAACAUUUCAAGGAUGGCAGUGGCAGUGGCGUUUGCUGUCAAAAACAGAAGAAAUAAAAUCGUUGCAGCCAUCCGUUCCGAUUUUCGUAUUUGUUACACUUCGAUGACGAUGUCGAUGACGAGUCCUGCUUGUCACGCCUUUUGUCACGGAGCACGGAGCCUGUCGUUCGGCGUUGAUCUUCUUGACGAGGCCAUCGAUUCAGAGCGGUUUGUUCGUGAAGGUAACAUCUAG